Molecule: messenger RNA, 1038 nt
Organism: Leucoraja erinaceus (little skate)
Lineage: Eukaryota; Metazoa; Chordata; Chondrichthyes; Rajiformes; Rajidae
Product: MICOS complex subunit MIC26-like
Exons: 8
Coding region: 219-809 (196 amino acids)
Biological process (GO): cristae formation
Cellular component (GO): MICOS complex
Source: RefSeq, a predicted model, not a curated record
GCGGCCGUCACCGACCCUCACUGUACUUUAAGCCUUGAACCACCGAUGUCUGGCUCCGCUCUAUAAUCUUUGGUUUGGCGGGUUCACCGCCGCGCCGCAUAUUUUGAAUUCGCGCGGCGCUUCCGUCCUCCCGCGGCCGCCGUACGGGGUCUGGACCAAAGAUUAUAGAGGAGCCCAACGCUUCGACCCGAGCAUCGAGCGGAGGACGCGGCGCCAAGAUGCUGGUUGGAUUGGCUCCACUCCGCACAAGCUUUGUGUCAGCAACUGUGUUUGCACAGAGUAACGAAGAAAGGAAAGGGAUUCUCAAAGUUGAGCAGUUGUCACUUUAUACAACUCCAGCUAAAGCUUAUCACUUUGAGGAUGCAAAACCCACUCGGCUUGAAGAGAGGAUCUCUGCUCUGCGGAACCACAUCAAACCAUAUGCCGCCCAGUAUCAGGGUGUUUACAAGAAUCUUCAGCCUAAAAUAGAAAGAACUGUCCAGUUUGGAAAAGACGGCUAUAUCUUUCUGAAGAAUCCGCCAUCGGGAUUUUACCCACGGGCUGGAGUCAUCACACUCGCUGGAGUGGCAGGUCUACUGCUGGCCGGAAGGGGUUCCCGUGCAAGGAAAGUGAUUUAUUCAUGCGGGUUUAUAGCUGCUUGCGCCUCUUUGUAUUAUCCUCAAGCAACAGUUGAAAUCACAAAGGUGACCGGUUCAUCGCUUUAUGAAAUGUCCAUGCAAUCGUAUUUAGCCAUUGAAUCACUGUGGAAGAAAUACAGAUACCACAACCAAGAACCUUCCCCAACACAGGGGAGUAAUAAGGUGGAUUAAUGGAAUGGUUCUGCUGAAGAAACACGAACUAAAACUGAAGCAAUAUUUCUUGUGGAACAUAAUGAAGGUGAAUCAUUAUAAUUUAAUCACUUCUUAUGAUGAGUUCAAUAAUUCAUCAGAAAUUUAUUUUUGGUUGGAAAAAUGGGUUCAAAACCCUCUCAAUCAUACAGAAAUGUGUAUAUAAAAUGAUCUAAUAAAGUACUAUUAAAGAGCAAAUUGUACAACAGAA